GAUUAAUGCCCGAUUUCCGGAUUUAAAAGGUAAUAAAUGGAGGUAAACGGUUAUACCAGACAUUUUCACCACGUAAGCGUGAUGUGGAAAAACAGUGCGAUCUCGUUGCUGGUGCUGCUAAGUGCGACGCCCCUCGUCUUGAGUCUGAGCGAAGAAAUGCAAGAGUUGGCCAAUCAACUUCACAGCGCCUGCGUAGAGGAAACCGGAGCACAGGAGAGCGACAUCCCGAAAGCUCGCGACGGCGUAUUCUCCGAAGACGAAAACUUCAAGUGCUACAUCAAAUGUCUGCUGGAACAAAUGGCCGUUAUAGACGAUGAUGGUAUGAUAGACGUGGAAGCUAUGAUCUCGGUGCUGCCUGAAGAACUGGAAGAAAUCGCCGCCCCGGUGAUGAGAAAAUGCGGGACUGUCAAGGGAGCGAACGCCUGCGAAAACGCCUGGCUGACCCACAAAUGUUACUACAAGGAAAACCCGGAGGCGUACUUCCUGAUUUGACGAGCCGCCGCUGCGUAGGCCGACUAAUAAAUUGAAAAGCUCGAGAAAA
Molecule: messenger RNA, 541 nt
Organism: Cylas formicarius (sweet potato weevil)
Lineage: Eukaryota; Metazoa; Arthropoda; Insecta; Coleoptera; Brentidae
Product: general odorant-binding protein 83a-like
Exons: 6
Coding region: 37-492 (151 amino acids)
Biological process (GO): sensory perception of smell
Molecular function (GO): odorant binding
Source: RefSeq, a predicted model, not a curated record